GAGAUUUAGAGAGAGAGAGAUAUCAAGAGAGAGAGAGAGAUGUAGAGAUAGAGAGAGAGAGAGAUCACGAAAUAUCUGUGACCACCCUUUAAUAUUAUCAUGCUGAUUCCCACCCUUUUCCCGAGAAAAUUCCUCCCUGUAUGUGUGUAUAUAUAUACCCACAUUACAUUAACAGUAGUAAUACAUCUAACAUUGUGUAAUUUGCUUUGUAUCUCUCUCUAUUGAAUUCUUCUUUCUCUGCUUUUGGGUUUUUUGUGUAUUCUGUUUGUGAUGGAUCAUUUGGAUGAGCCUCAUGUACUGGCGGUUGAUGACAAUCUCAUUGAUCGCAAACUUGUUGAAAAGUUACUCAAGAACUCCUCCUGCAAGGUGACUACAGCAGAAAACGGGUUGAAAGCGUUGGAGUAUUUGGGCUUGGGAGAUGAUCAAAAGCACCCUUUGAAUGGUAGUGAUUCGAAGGUAAAUUUGAUAAUUACAGAUUAUUGUAUGCCGGGAAUGACAGGCUAUGAGCUACUUAAGAAAAUCAAGGAGUCCUCCAUCAUGAAGGAGGUUCCAGUUGUGAUAAUGUCAUCCGAGAACAUCCCAACUCGAAUCAACCGGUGCUUAGAAGAAGGAGCUCAGAUGUUCAUGCUAAAGCCCAUCAAACAAUCAGAUGUAAAGGAAUUGAGAUGCCGAUUAACGAAAUACGGCAGCUCAAAACAUUCUUGAGAAAAUUAGAGAAAGCAUUCACUACAAGUACCUAGAGAAGCCACAAACUAAUUUAUUCAUUGAAGACCUCCCACAAACUUAUUAGACGAAUUCGCUUCAGCUGGUAACUAAAUAUGUCUUCUAAUGUUACUCUCUGACCCCACACAAAUCCACACAAAUGUAUGAGAUGAUGAGUAGCUAGGUUCAAUGAAUAAUUUUUUUCUUUGAAAUUUUCAUUUAUCCUCUGUUUGGUGUCUGAGAAAAGAAUGACUUGAGAGUGGCAAAUGCAGCAAUAGUUGUUACUCUGGUUCCUCCUUGACUAAACUUCAAGUCCAAACCUUAUGUAUAAAGCAUGGUACCACCUAGUUGAUGUCUACCAUGUGUUUAAUUGCUUAGUUGAUUAAAAAAAUUUCAUUUUCCAUUUC
This is a messenger RNA of Cornus florida, 1109 nucleotides long. Its product is annotated as two-component response regulator ARR17-like. NCBI's taxonomy places the organism in Eukaryota, Viridiplantae, Streptophyta, Magnoliopsida, Cornales, Cornaceae. The coding region runs from base 271 to 705 and encodes 144 amino acids. The transcript has 5 exons. Gene Ontology annotation, biological process: cytokinin-activated signaling pathway; phosphorelay signal transduction system. The record is from RefSeq and is a predicted model, not a curated record.